CCUUAACAGAACCCAAUUACUUCACCUACAAGAACACACUUUGCUCUCUCUCUCUCUCUCUAUAUAUAUAUAUACAUAUUUAUAUAUGUGUGUGUAGGGAGAAAGUAGUUUUAAGGUGGUUGUGUUCUUGUUGUUGUUGGAUGUGGAUGUGGAUGUGAAGGGAACAACAAGAAGUGGUUUUUUGGGUUUUAGAGAAAGCGAAAGUAGUGAACUUUGAGCUGAUCAUAGUCAUACUAAGAUGUCUCAUCAAUACUUGCAUCAUGAAACCCAGUUUUUAACAUGCGAUGAGAGUACCCUUUGUGGUGGUAGUGGCGGUGGUGGUGAUAUAUACGAUGUUGUUGAUGCUGGUUCUGCUCCUCCUUCAAGGACUGUGGACCUUUAUGGAGAAAUGGCAGCAGCAGAGUUUGUGAAUAUGAGAGUAGUCCCUUUCACAGAAGCUCAAUGGCAAGAGUUGGAGAAACAGACCAUAAUUUACAAGUACUUGAUGGCCUCUGUUCCUGCAACUUCCGAGUUCUUAAUACCCAUCACAACAAAGACUACCACUUCAUCAGCAACUGUCCCUCCAAGCUCCAACUCCACAAGCAUUUCAACAAACACUAACAAGGCGGAUCCAGAGCCAUGGAGGUGCAAAAGGACAGAUGGCAAGAAAUGGAGGUGCUCGAGAGACGUGGCUCCUGAUCAGAAGUACUGCGAACGGCAUUGUCACAAGACUCGUCCUCGUUCAAGAAAGCCUGUGGAAUUGAAUACUGACGAAUAUUCCACAAAAAAAAUCAAUUUUUCUCACCAUCACAGUUACAAUAACAUGGUCUCUGCUCCACCAUAUGACCAACCCAGGGGCUUCGAGUGGUUAAUGAGAGGAGAGAAUAGGAGUACUCUUGAAUGGCAACAAAUGGGUGAUAAUAAUAAUGGGUUCAACUCAUUUGCUUCAUUGGGGGCAUCUUGGAAUCCAAACCAGGCAGUAGAGACAGAGACAAGAGAGACAAGACAUUUCAUUGAUGAAAUUGAUCACAAAAACAGUGGUGGUUAUGGCGGAUCAUUAGAAGUAGCAGAGACUAUGAAUGGUAGUAGUGGUGGUGGUGGUUUAUGGAUGGGUUGUUCUGCUCCUGGUGGACCGUUAGCGGAGGCCUUGUGCCUUGGCAUUGCAAGUAGCAGUAGCAACAAUAGCAAAUGCUCUAGCAGUGGAGAUGGUGAUCAAUUAGGAAGCAAUUCUAUUAACUAACUUUUGUGUAUAUAUGUUUUCAGCUUGAGACACAGAAAGCAAUGACUGAAACAAUUUUCC
Messenger RNA from Tripterygium wilfordii, 1279 nucleotides. Its product is annotated as growth-regulating factor 8-like. Gene Ontology annotation, biological process: developmental process; regulation of DNA-templated transcription; DNA-templated transcription. Lineage: Eukaryota; Viridiplantae; Streptophyta; Magnoliopsida; Celastrales; Celastraceae. Bases 239 to 1219 code for a protein of 326 amino acids. The record is from RefSeq and is a predicted model, not a curated record. Gene Ontology annotation, cellular component: nucleus. Gene Ontology annotation, molecular function: ATP binding. The transcript has 4 exons.